Messenger RNA from Chelonia mydas (Green sea turtle), 2595 nucleotides. RefSeq lists its product as uncharacterized. The transcript is spliced from 10 exons. The record is from RefSeq and is a predicted model, not a curated record. The coding region runs from base 725 to 2434 and encodes 569 amino acids. Lineage: Eukaryota; Metazoa; Chordata; Testudines; Cheloniidae.
CCUCCCCGAGUGGGGGAGAGAACCCAGGAGUCCUGGCUCCCACCCCCCUAACGACAAGACCCCACUCUCGUCCCAGAGCAGCCGUGGCCCGAAGGUGCAGCUGGCUCAUGCAAACUAAUGAGGAGAGACUGGACAGUUUGGGGGGAGGGGCUGGCAUCUCCCCUGGACCCCCUCCAUGCCGUGAACUCGCAGGGCCCUGCUUAGCUUCAUGCCCUGAACUCGCAGGGCCCUGCUUAGCUUCAUGCCCUCCAGCAGUAAACAAGCCAACAUCCAUCCGGGCCACUAGAUGGCGCUGAAGCUCCACGGGCCAAGCAGCGAGCGCUUGGCGGCAAGAGGCCUUGUGACCCAACCCCGCCUCCUGCAAAGGGAGGGGCUAGCACCUGAGCGCUACGGGGGCCGGCGGGGGAAAGGGAAAAGCUGAGACAGAAUGUACCAUCUGCGCCAGGAAAAGGGGGGUGGAUUCUAUAGAGGUCUCGGGGCCCUGCCCCAUGAGAGGGUGUAACCCCAAGUGGCCAGCCCACCAUGAGAAGGGGUGUAACCCCAGUGACCCUAUCCCCAUGAGGGGUUUAAUCCCAUAGCCUCGCCCUCCAAUGUGAAGAGGGUGUGGCCUCAGUGACCCCCUGUAUGAAGGGGCGUAACCCCAUUAGCCCUGCCCCCAUAAGUGGUUUAACCCCUCUUGCCCUGCCCCCAAUGGGAGGAGCAUGACUCCAGUGGCCCCGCCCCAAUGAGAAGGGGUGUGACCCCCCAGUGGCCCCGCCCCCAUAAAGUGUUUAAUCCCCAGUGGCCCCACCCACCACUGACCCCUUCCCCUGACUCUCCCCAGUGGCCUGUCUGCCCCAGCCCCAUGGGGCUGCCCCCAGCUCUCCUCCUCGUGCUCUGCCUCUACCCUGCCCCCCAGGGCCUGGCUCCCCCAGACCCAGGGCUGCUGGCCCAGGGCCGUGCCCGGCUGCGGGAGGCCCAGACGCUGGCCCAGCACCCGCAGCUGGGGGCCUGCUGGGCGGGGGCCCUGGGCAGGCUGGACGGGGGCUGCCAGCAGCUGGGUGAGGAGCAGCAAAGCCGCAUCGCCCUGGCCUUUGCCCACUGCCACCUGCAGAGGUCGGGCCGGCCCUUCCCUCGCUGCGAGGCCAGCAGCUCCGUCCGGGCCUGCACCCAGCACAUGGACCCUGUGGCCUUCGGGGUCUACACUGAAUUCUUCACCCAUGCCCACAGCAUCUGCUACCUCCUUCGCAGCGAGGCCUGGCAGCAGCAAGCUGAGAGCACCGUGCACAGGCUGGUUGCCAGUUCGGAGGGCGUAGCUGAGCGGCUGGAAGAGACCAACCAGCUGGCGGAGCAGGCAGCGCGGGCACAAGAGGCCACCUUGCGAUCCCAGGAGGAGAUCCUCCGCCAUGGGGAGCUGCUGAGACAGACACUGCAGGACUCCUCCAGGGGUGUCCGGGAGGCUUUUCGGGACAUGCAGGAGGCGGCCGGACGGCAACGCCUGGCCUUCGCCGAGAUCGUGAACCGCCUCAGCUUCCUGCACCGCUUCCUGGUGGGGGAGUCCCAAGCCCUGGGCUCCUUCCUCUACCACCUGCUGACCAGCAGCGCCGCCCUGCUGCUCACCUCCAGCCAGCGCACUGCUGGGGCCAGGUUGAUCCUGCUGGGCCUGGUCGGGGGCAACGUCUACCUGGAGCGUGUGGUCAGUGGACUCGUCUUGGAGAACACUGAGGCUGGCUCCGAUCCAACGGAGGCCCUUGCCAGCUGGGUGGGGCUAUGCCGCAGGCUGUGUGUGGGUGCCGGGCUGGCCGUCCUGGCCUAUUGCGUCCUCACCUACCGCGACGUGGCCCAGCAGAGCCGGGAGGUGCUGCGGGGGCUGCAGGAGACCCGGGCCCAGAUGCAGCACAUCCUGCAGGAGACAGAACGCCUGCUGGCCCAGCGGGGCCCAGACCCCAGCCAGGACAAUGCCGAGUUCGCCGACUCGGGCUUCCCGGAGCCCCUCUCCCGGCCAGAACGAGGAGCCCCCUGGGCGGAGGAGCUCAGCACCAGCAGCCCCAAGAGCCGGAGCCGCUCCCCGGCCCGCCAGCGCCCCCGGCCGCAGAGACGCACCAGCCGACGGGACUCGGAGAGACGCAAUGUUCCUGUGCCAGUGGACGGGGUGAGUGCGAGUCAGCAGGGUGCAACUUACACCCCCGUUCGCCCCCCACCAACCAGGAUCCAGGCCCCAGCGUCAGACACCCCCCUGAGAGUCCCGGCCCCCUGCUUUGACCAGCCUGAAAUGUGUCUCUUCCCCCAGCUGGGCUGCUACGAUCUCCGGCGCCGGCCGGCCCUGAGAGACCCCCCGCAAACGCCAGCCACAGUGAAGGGGCCCCUCUGCAGCGCCCGAAGGGGAAGAACUCAGUUGCCGGCGGCAGGUGCCAUCCUGCUGAGCCCAACCUGGGAUCAGACUCCUACUGCGUGAAUGUCGCCCCAAGCCGGGAGCCAGGACUCCUGGAUUCUCUCCCCAGCCUGGGCGGGUCUGAGUGAGACACGCAGGACAGGGGGAGGCUGCGUGAUGUUUUAAUGGAGACGGGCCGCGCCGCGGAUUUUAGCUGGUAAUAAAAGGAGCCUGACAAUUCGGUA